This is a messenger RNA of Peniophora sp. CBMAI 1063, 2652 nucleotides long. Lineage: Eukaryota; Fungi; Basidiomycota; Agaricomycetes; Russulales; Peniophoraceae. The record is from the annotation of a GenBank genome assembly.
AUGGAUCUCCCUUCGCCGUCUUCACCCCAGCCAAAUGUCCCUUCCCCGCUCAAUCCUACCUUUACCCAUAACACCGAACUCGAGGCCAAACUGGCGCCGUUCUUCCGCCGCCAACGCCUCGACCUUGCUAUCGCAGUAAUUCUGCACGCCCUAGAAACGACGUCGGGGUCGAGGUCGAGAACAAUCCCCUCGCACGAGCAGGUCGAAAGGAUACUUCGCGAGCACCGGGAUCUCGAAGAGAUUGCCGUGCGGGCUGUUUUAGUCACGCAAUCUGAUGCGGAGCUGUCUGACCGCCUCGCGAGUAUACCCUCUACGACCCUAUUCCCACCACCGCGGGAUGAUGAUAAGUGGGAAGAUGACACGGACUUCGUUGGGAUGCGCGCGACGCUCGAGUCUUGGAGCCGUCCAUUCCGGGGUACCGCACACGAAGCCUUAUGGGAGCAUAUACAAGUCUAUUCGGCCAGUGAUCACUCAUACCGUCCCUAUACCGCCAUUGUUCAGUCGUCGGGGACGGGCAAGUCGAGGUGUGUGGAUGAGCUGGGCAAGCGGCAGCUGGUGAUACCCGUCAAUCUACGCGAUCCUGAGAGCAAGGGCUUCCCCGCAUCGGACAAAUCAGUGCACAACUACCUCGUCAAAGAUCUGACAUCUUCAACCGAUAUCGCGAUCCGGAUGGACGCCUUUAUAUACGCGCUACUGUACCAUCUACGCAAAGUCAUUCUCGAGAGAUACAUGACCGACUCUGAGGAUCCAGCGGACGCCGAAAGUCUUCCUCUGUUUAUACACGACUUCAUGACCGACGGGCAGACCUUCGCUACGCAAGGUCCUGCAAGGGUCGGUUUCUAUUCUGCCGUGGUGGCUUGCGCAGAAGAGCUCGAGAAAGACGCGCAGAAGGCGUCGAUUGAACAGCAGGGACACCCUUCGAAUCCGCCCCAGAUCAGAUAUCCGUCGCCUCUGAGUCGCGAGGGGUGCGAAACGACACGAGAUAUGGCGCGCAAACUCGUCGAGGCGUGCAUCGUAGCCGGGCAUAACCCCGAGUCGCAUCUAGCGGUCAUCAUCGCGUUCGACGAAGCGCAUCAUCUCGACAGGGUCCAAACCCGCAAGCGCUCAUCGACUCCGAGUCCGUUCGACCAUCUGCGGCGUACACUGCGUACCCUACGAGGCUCCCUAGUCUACUCCUUGUUUCUCUCUACGACAUUCAAGUUGAAGAUGACCCAAUUCGCGGCACCGGAUCACUCGCAUCGUCUGUCCAGCGGUGCUCUGAUCGACUCGCCCCCGUUUACUGCGCUAGGCUGGGAUUACCUGGCAAAGCCGAUACCCAACUCUCGCGAGGGGAUCGACUUUGGCGAUAUCGGGCCUGAUUGGCAGGUCUUCCUCGGACGCCCCAUGUGGGGAAGCCGCUACGAAGCGAUUCUUCGCAGCGGAAGUGGAAGUGGAAUGGACAUGGCUUACGCGCUUGGCGACGUCCAACGCUUCGCGACUUCGAAGUUGCUCUGUCUCGAGUAUAACGACCCCAUCAUUCCCCAUGGCUACUUCACCACGUCCCGCCAGAUAGCCUGCCUGUCACAGCGUCUGCCACUCGACUUUCUGCCGACCGCUCACAGCCUACCGGGUCAGGCAGAGCUCGAACAAGUGGAGAAACAUCUGCGCGUCUGUCUCACGAUCCACGAUGACUCUAGCAGUCCGAGUCUCGUCACGCUGAGCCCGUCGGAACCCGUUCUGUCAGAGGCCGCUAGCGAGGUUAUGCGGUACAACGCUGGCGAGGUCUUUGCGCCGCGCGUUUUGUCGCAGCUUAUGCGGGACGCUGCUGUCGAUGCGGGCGAGCGCGGCGAGAUGGUCGGGAUGCUUCUGCUGACGCUCGCACGGGAUGCGGCCGUUCAAUCGCUGGCCACACAUCAACCUUCGAGCCCGAGUCCGGACUUCGUACCCGUCCUGUCUUUCCUCGAACAUCUCUUCCACAGUCCUUCCUCUCCAUCCGAAAACCCCUCCGUUGAGAACAUCUUCGACGCAAAGCCCUCCGUCUACACAUCCUCCACGUCCAAAGACGAAACCCUCGCCUCGGCCUUCGCCGGAGUAUCGCUGCACUUCAACCACUUCAUCAGGCGCGGCGCGCAGAAGCUCGACAUGCAGGACUUCUUGAAGUUCUUCGUGCGCAAUGCUGCGGUUCUAGGUCCUAGAUCUUCGAGUCAGUCGGGGUUCGAUUUGGGGUUUAUGAUGUGUAGGGGCCAUUUUGUGCGGGAGGACGAGGCGGGGCUGUUUCUUGUUCGAGUUCUCAACGAGCCGCGGUCCAGCGCGAGUGCCGAGGAGGUCUUCCAUCUCAUGGACCCUGUACAACUGGGCAUCCUCGCGCCCAGUCAAACACUCGCCGUCCCCGUCAUCCGCCUCGUGAUGUCCCUCGCUGGAACGACACCUGCGCUCACGUAUCGCAAGUCGCAGACGAAAGGCGCGUUUACGGCGUACGAUGUAUAUGCGUCGGGUCUAGACGAGAGCGUUUAUGGUGUUGUUGGUGGGGAGGGGAGGUUGUGGGAUGAUAUGCUCGGGGCUUCGAGGAGGGUUGGUGAGGAGCGUGGUGAGCGUGUGGAGGAGGUGGAGAGGAGGAUGGCGCAUGAGUCCGAUGCUUGGUAUAAGGUUGUGGGUAUGUUGGAUAGCGAUUGA